This is a messenger RNA of Chionomys nivalis (European snow vole), 4419 nucleotides long. It is a transcript of the gene Kantr, whose product is annotated as KANTR integral membrane protein. The record is from RefSeq and is a predicted model, not a curated record. The transcript has 4 exons. The coding region runs from base 1163 to 1393 and encodes 76 amino acids. Lineage: Eukaryota; Metazoa; Chordata; Mammalia; Rodentia; Cricetidae.
CUGCAAGAUCAUUUCGGUUUUCCUGAGUGCUCACAAGCGACCCCCAGAAAGCCAGUCGAAUGGACGGACCCUGAAAGAGGAGUGAUCCUUUCCUGACCAGUGUUGUUAACGGAAGGGCUUGGCUCAUAAGCCAAUCACACCCUCGAGAGGGUGGAGUUUUCAUCGGUGCUUCCAUUUCCAACCAAUCCGAGGGAAGGCAGAAGCGCAGUCCUCCAAUGGGAGUUGAGGAGCCCGCGGUAGUGAUGGAGCCCCGCUACCCUGCCAUCGCUCCGCUGAGCGUCGCGUGAAGCAUCCGUGAUCUGCGAGAUCUUGCUGUGGGCCAGGUAUCCAUUCUCCUGCGGCAGCUGUUAGAACCUACGGAGACUAGAGGUUUUGUGGAAGCCAGAAGAAGGCGUUGGAUCCCCCUGGAGCUGGAGGUACAGGCAAUUGUGAACCAAGCAAGGUUGCUGGGAACUGAAGUUGGGGUCCUGUGGAAGAACAGGAUGAACUGUUAACUGCUGAGCCAUCUCUCCAGCCCCAAAGAACAUCCACCAUUGUUAGAUCCAUCACCCUGCAUCUAGCUUGGACAUCAUUCAAAGGGCUCAUCGGGAGUAUCUGAUAUUCAGGAAGACAGAGUUUCAGGGUUUCUGCCUGGAGCUACACCCUCCAGAAGCCCCUGCUUGGCUUCCCAGCACCCAACCCCAUCCCAACCAGUUACGACUUGGGCAGUGAUUGGUGUUUCUUGGAAACUGGAACACGGACUCCUCCGACUGCGCUCACUUUAUCCUCAGUGAGCAGAAGACCACAGAAGCUGGCUACUGAAGAGGCUGUCCAGAUGGCAGUGUGCCUCACUGGCCUUGCUUAGCGCCUUUACCACAGAACAGUCGCUGAGUGCUGAAUCUGUGCCCAGCACCCGCAGCCACUGCAGAGAAUUCGUCAGGCCCCACGUCACUAAGGGCCACUCUAGAGAUCCCUCUAGAGAAGGCUAGAAAGAGGCGCUCUUCAUAGGCUCUGCACUGCCUAGAGUUCUACACCUUAUAGUACUGCUGAUAAUUUAUUUUUGUCUCUUGUGGAUGUAGUUUUGGAUAUAGUUUCUUAGAAAUUGGUCCAGUUUGUCUGUGUUUCUAAAUUCUCUGGCCUAAAGUUCCAUUUUGAAAUUCUCUGCUACGUAUAAUCUGUAACUAUGUCGCCUUUUUCAUUGCUAAUACUGGUCAUUUGUGCCUUCUCCCUUUUUUUCCUGAUCAAUCUCAGCAGAGGUUUGUCUAUUUUAUUAGUCUUUACAAAGAACCAACUUUUGGCUUUGUUGCUCCUCUCUAUUGUGUCUUUGUUCUCUAUUUCUUUAAUCUCUGCACUUAUCUUCUUUGACCUCCUUCCUUCCACAUUUUUUGGAUUUAUUCUAUUGUUGUUUUUCUGACUUCUUAAAUUGUAUAUUGAGCUCAUUCAUUUUCAGUAUUAUUUUCUUUUUCUGUUUGCUUGUUUUUGAUGUUUGUUUUUCUUUGAGACAGGAUCUCACUCUAUAGCCUAAGCUAACCUCAAAUUCGUGAUAAUCUCUUCCCUAGCCUCCCCACUGCAGGGAUUACAGGCAUGAGGCACUGAGCCUAGCUUUCAGCCUUUCGUGUUUUCUAAUUUAUAUAUUUAAAAGUUACAGAUUUCCUGCUAAUGCUACUUUCUUACAUAAUGGUAUAUUGUAGUAAUUUCAUUGCUGUUCAGUUCCAGGAGCUUCAGCGUAUCUAUUAUCAUUGCUUAUUUGACUCAUGAAUUAUACAGAAGUAUGUUUAAGUUCCCAGAUGUUUGGGGGAUUCUUAAGUUUGUUUUACUAUAGAAAUCUAUCUUAAUUAUGUUCAGAUGAUGUGGUUUAUGUGAUAACUGAAAUUUACUGAGACUUGUUCUAUUGCUUAGUACAUGAUUGAUAAUUAUUGUUUCCUAUGUGCUCUAUAAGAAUGUGUCUCCUCUAAUUGAAUAUACAGAUCUACAUGUGUCUAUGAGCAAUGAUCUUAUUCAAGUUGUAUUUCUGUAAGCUGAUCGUUUUUGUUAUGAACUACCAGUAAUUUUGAAACUCUAACACUGGAAUUACCUGUUUUCUUCUUAUAGUUUCCUUUUUUAACAUAAAUUAAGAAUUGUUAUAUUUCUGGUAAAUGUGUAAUAUCCUCUCUAUUCCUGAUAAUAGAGGAAUUCUGCUAGAUUAUCUUGUAUUGAUAUAACAGCACAAGCUUUUCUUCUUGUUAGGGUUUGUGUGGCAUAAUUUUCUAUCUUUUUACUUUUAAGAGUUUUUUACACCUUUGUGUUUUAAUUUAUAUUUCUUGGAAACAGCAUAUGGCUGAACAUUUUUUAAAAAUCUAAUCUAAGGCUGGGUGUGGUGGCGCACACCUUUAAUCCCAGCACUUGGGAGGCUGAGACAGGUGGAUCUCUGUGCAUUUGAGGUUAGCCUGGUCUACAUAGUGAGUUUCAGGCCAGCCAGGGCUAUACAGUGAGACCCUGUCUCGAAAAAAGCUUAACUAAUGACCUCUGCCUUUAAAAGUUGGCAAGUUUGGUUUACAUUUGCUGCAGGAUGUUUGGACAUGUCUCUAGUAUCACUUUGUUAUUUUGGUUUUCCACUACUUUUUGUAUGUUCGGUUUUCUCUUUUCUCACCUGCUUUUUUAGUUCCUUCUACUUUUUUAGUUCCUUCUAGGAUGUGUUUUUUUAUUCUUUGGUUUCCUUGAAAUUCUAGCAUGUGUGUUUAACUUGCAAAGCUUAAACAAUAUUUUCAGUGUAUCUUGAAGAGUGUGAGAAGCUUAGAAAUUAGCAGUUUUAGUCAUUCCUCUCCUGACCAUUUGAUUUUGUUUGCAACUAUGUAAAUAUAUUCCUUGUUUUCUUUGUAAUCUCAUAAUUAUAUAUUAUCAGUAUUAUUUUCAGUGUUAUUUGCUCUGAUUUACAUGCAUACGUUCUUGCAUCUAAGACCCCAUUAAUGGCAUCAUUUUCUCUCAUUGUGAACACAGUGUUUAUCCUUUUAGUUUAGAUUUCUUGGUAUUAAACUCGCCAGUCUUUGUUGUGUGAAAAGCUUUAUCUUUAUCAUUAGAAGAGCUUGCUCACCUUUAAAAUACACAUAUCUCUUCUCGUUGGCUGUGAGAUGUGUGCCUUGUUGCCUUUCAAAAGAGCCAUGAGUCUAACUGUGGUUAGGUUUCAUUUGUUUUCUGAGCGGGGUGUGCAGGGAGUGCUGUGGUUUCAUUGUAACAUGUUUAGACUUGUUUCUUUUUCAUUUAUUCUGCUUUGAAAACGUGUUUAAUGGCUUAGUAGAAGCAUGUGUUUUUUAUAAUAUCUGGAAAAUUCUCAACUGUUAGAUUCUUUCUGGGUUUUUAUUUUCUCAGAAUCCAUUUACUCAUAUUGUGUGCCUCUUAAUUCUGUUCUUCAUAAUAACCCUUUGAUAUUUUCUAGCUCCUUGUACUUCAUUUGGGGAAAUUUCAUUGGGUAUAUGUUUUAGUUUAUUCUCUUUUCAGUUAUUUUUAAUCUGCCUUCUCCUUUUUUCCAUUGAGUUUUUCUAUUUCAAAUUUGUCUUUUCCUUUGUAAAAGGUUCGCUUACUUUCUCAUCUGUCUAGCUAUCCCCAGUUAAGUCUCUUGUUCCUUGUUCAUCUUUGUGAUUACAUCUGUCUUUAAGUAUAAUUUUUUGUUGUCAGACUGCUUUUUUGCAUGAGUAUGACAUUAUAAAUACUGCUCCCAUCUGAAGUGCACAGUGCACUGAUUACAUCAUCUUAUUGCACACCUUCUUGCUUUCCUAAAAGCCAGUGUUUUAGUAAUUUGUUUUCUUUUCUUAGUGUUGUAGCACCCGUUACUAAUUCUUGGUAAUUCUACAAGAAUUAAAAAUACUUCUUAGAAAGUGUUUGUGAAAUCCAAAUCAGGUCAUGCCUCUGUUCUGCUUAGACUCCUCCCAUGGCACCCAGUUCCCUCAGUACAAAAGCCAGAGUCAUCUCAUCUCCAUGGCCCAGACCUUCCUCACAGUCUAGUUCCAUCCCCUCCCCGAUCUCAUUGCUCUAGCUAUACUGGCCUUUCUCCUAUUCCUCAAGCAUGCUAGGGGCCUUCCAAGCAGGACCUUUGUAUUUGCCGUUGUCACUACCUGGAACACCCUUCCUUCCAAAUAAUGUGAUGACUUGAUCAAGUAUUUCCAUUAUGUUCAAAUGUUACUUCCCUUCACGAAGUAUUUCCUAACCACCAUAUAUCAAAUGGUCCUAUCACUCUCCACGUUGUGUCUUAUCCUAUUUUAUGUUAUAUCCUCUACAAAGCACUGAUGACUACUUGAUAUAUUUUAUAUUUAUUUGUUGUAGUUAGUGUUUGUGUCUACCAAAUAGACUGUAAGCUCCUCAAAGCAGAGAUUUCUGGUGUGGUUUACUGCUGUAUCCCCAGUGUCAAGAACAGUGUAUAAUAAUAUUCAGUGAACAUUAAAUAAAAUAUUUGUGGAAUAAAAUGAA